AUGGCUAGACUUGCAAACCGAGACUUUGAGAUCCUUGAAAUCAGGCCAAAGGUAUCUAGAAUGGAGGAACUCAAAUCUGAAUACAUCCUUGUGGAAGAUCCCAAAGAGUUAUGGGAUAACCUAACGGAUAGAUUUGAGCAUUUGCAAAGAAUUAUCGCUCCAAGGGCCCAACAUGAAUGGUCAGUACUCAGGUUUCAAGACUUUGCAUCAGUACGCGAGUACAAUUCUGCAGUAUUUUGCAUCACCUCACAGCUAAAGCUGUGCGGAGAACCUGUGUUUGAACGAGCCAUGAUUGAGAAAACCCUCUCUACUAUGCAUGCCUAUAAUGUUGUUCAGCAAGAACAUUAUCGUGAAAGGCGUUGCGAAAAGUUCUGCGACCUAAUUGCUAUCCUUUUGGUUGCAGAACAGAACAGCCAAAUCCUCCUCUCAAUUCAUAAUCAAAGGCCAGCAGGUACCAGCGCAGCAGCAGUUGAAACAAAUGCCACUAGAGGUGAUAAGCGCUGGAAUAAGCGGGGAGGCAACUCAAACUGGAAUGGCUAG
Molecule: messenger RNA, 540 nt
Organism: Beta vulgaris subsp. vulgaris (sugar beet)
Lineage: Eukaryota; Viridiplantae; Streptophyta; Magnoliopsida; Caryophyllales; Amaranthaceae
Exons: 2
Coding region: 1-540 (179 amino acids)
Source: RefSeq, a predicted model, not a curated record